AUGUCUGAGAAGAAGGAUCACAUCUCCAGCCAGGUGGACGAGGUCGACCUCAGCAAGACCACCACCGGCGAGCUCGCCACCGCUGUUCACGAUGCGACGCAAGGAGAACACGAACUCAGCAUCCGCGAGGCCAUUCGCCAAUACAAGUCCGCACUGUUCUGGUCUCUUGUAAUGAGCACCACGGUCAUCAUGGAAGGCUACGACACCAAUCUGCUCUCCAACUUCUUCGCCUACCCAAGUUUCCUCAUCCGCUACGGCCAGUGGGUCGGAAUCACCCCGCAGACACCAGUCGGCUACCAGUUGACUGCUGAAUGGCAAGCUGGUUUGUCCCAAGGUGGUGGCGCUGGCUCCAUCAUUGGCUGUCUCCUCGCAGGUGUCAUCGUCUCUCGCUACGGUUCCAAGAAGGCUGUUCUCGGCGCACUCAUCGCACUGUCUCUGGCCGUCUUCGUCGUUUUCUUCGCUCCCAACUUGCCUGUCCUCGUGCUCGGAGAAGUCCUUUGCGGUCUGCCAUGGGGUAUGCUCGCCACUACCGCUCCAGCUUACGCUUCAGAAAUCCUGCCAACAGCUCUGCGAACUUAUAUGACCUCGUACACCAACAUGUGCUUCAUCUUGGGUCAGCUCAUUUCCGCCGGUGUCCUCAAAGGUCUGUCGACUCGCACCGAUGAGUGGGGAUACAAGAUUCCUUUCGCGCUCCAGUGGGUGUGGCCAGCUUUCCUCAUCCCUCUGAUCUACAUGGCACCUGAAUCUCCAUGGUACCUCGCCCGUAUGAACCGCAUGGACGACGCCCUCGCCUCUCUCAAGCGCCUCCAAUCAAAGGACUCCACCAUGGACCCCAACAAGACCCUCGCCACAAUCGUCUACACCAACAACCUCGAGAAGCAACUCUCCGUCGGAACCCGCUACAUCGACUGCUUCAAGGGCACCGAGCUCCGCCGCACCGAAAUCGCCUGCUUGUGCUUCGCCGGUCAAAUCCUCUGCGGUAUCUGCUUCGCCUACAACUCCUCCUACUUCUUCUCCCAAGUCGGCCUCGGUACAUCCGCAACUUACUCCCUCGCUCUCGGCGGCACAGGCCUCGCCUUCGUCGGCUGCCUCGUAAACUGGAUCUUCCUGAUGCCCAACUUCGGCCGCCGAACAAUCUACGUCGCGGGUAUGGGUGGCAUGUGCUUCAUUCUGAUCCUCAUCGGUGUCCUCAGUGUCUGGACCAACACCAACGACGGAGUCGCCAUGGCCCAAGCAGUUCUCACCCUCGGUUGGACUUUCAUCUUCCAACUCUCAGCAGGUCAGCUAGGUUGGGCCCUCCCCGCCGAAAUGGGCUCCACUCGUCUCCGCCAAAAGACCAUUUGCCUCGCCAGAGAUUCGAGCAACAUCGCCGGUCUCAUCGGUGGAACUCUCCAGCAAUUCAUGAUGAACCCUCAAGCCUGGAACCUCCGAGGUUAUACUUCUUUCGUGUGGGCUACGACUUGCUUUGGCAUGUUUGUGUGGUCUUAUUUCCGUCUUCCAGAGACUUGGAACAGGACUUAUCACGAGUUGGACAUCCUUUUCGCGAAGAAGGUUACUGCGAGGAAGUUCGCGAGCACGGUUGCGGAUCCUUUUGAGAUUGGCAGCAGUGAUGAUUUGGUCGCGGAGGCUUCGAAGGAGGCUGCACGAGAGGCGGUCAGGUCCGGGUCGGUUUCUGUGCCGAAGCAGGAGGUUUAG
Cercospora beticola is the source of this 1695-nucleotide messenger RNA. RefSeq lists its product as uncharacterized. The record is from RefSeq and is a predicted model, not a curated record. Gene Ontology annotation, cellular component: membrane. NCBI's taxonomy places the organism in Eukaryota, Fungi, Ascomycota, Dothideomycetes, Mycosphaerellales, Mycosphaerellaceae. Gene Ontology annotation, molecular function: carbohydrate:proton symporter activity. Gene Ontology annotation, biological process: transmembrane transport; carbohydrate transport.